Molecule: messenger RNA, 1205 nt
Organism: Triticum aestivum (bread wheat)
Lineage: Eukaryota; Viridiplantae; Streptophyta; Magnoliopsida; Poales; Poaceae
Exons: 2
Coding region: 313-951 (212 amino acids)
Source: RefSeq, a predicted model, not a curated record
ACUCUUUCCUGAUACGUACAGACAGACGUAGUAGUACUAUCUUAGCUAGCCUACACCCAAAGAAAGAAAGAAAAGAAGAAAUUAAAAGCAAAUCACCAUCAACCAGAUGCGGCCGGGGAGGGAGCUGGCUCAGCGCAAGCAAUCGACCCAAGCAGGAACUCCACCGGCCGAGCACAGCGACUGAACCCUGCGGCCACCUCCGAUCCGGGCGUUGUCCCAUCGAUCUAGGCAUGCUUCACACGGACGCCGCGGUGCGGUGCGGUCACACCACCACACCACACGUAGGGCGGUGAGACGUGAACAGGCGGCAUCAUGGGAGCGGCAAAGCUCACGGGCGGCCUGUGCGGCGCGCGCGCGCCUGGUCCCCGGCCACGCUCGCUCUGCCAUAAGGAUCCCACCCCGCGCACACUGGCAUGGCAUACUGCAGCGCUCUGCAUCCCGAUCCAGACACAGACACACAGACACAGAGCUUUUGGCUGCUCCUGCUCGGCUGCUCCCAUGGGGCUCUGCCUGUCCGUGGCCCUGUGGAAGGACAAGGCCUACGCCCGCCGCCGGGCCGUGCGGCGAGGCCAGCAGGAGGCCGUCGACGUCGAUGUGAUGGUGCGUGGCGGCGGCGGCAGCAGCUCUGUCUACGGGCUUCUGGCAGGUGGAGUGCCGGAGGCGGAGGAACCCGUGGCCGUGGCGGCGCCGAGGGCUUCGGGCGCGCUGGGCACGCCGGGGCGGCCGAUAUGGCAGAGGAGGGUGCUGAUGGGCGUCAAGUGCCGGCUGCCGAAGUUCAGCGGCAUGAUCCUGUACGACGAGCGCGGCCGGCCGGUGGGCGGCGGCGUCCGGGACAGAGCUCGUGACCAGGAGAAGCACGCCGCUGCCAUUGAUAACAUCCUGAGGGACCUGCACUGGUCCAGCCGGUCGCCGGCGGGCAGCUUAAUUCCAGCGUCGGCCCGGUCCAGUUGAACACCGCUCUGUCCUUUCCAGUUUGUUAGGCCCAUAUCAAGAAGAAGAAAGCUCAGAAAUUUCCUGUUUGCAAGCCUCAUUGUUUUGGGAAUAGCCAGCUAGAGCUGUGCCUACGCUAAAUUCUGCCCAAUUCUGGGGGUUCUCAAUGUGACACCAACCAAUGAAAUGGAGGAGAGAUCAGAGGGCCAUGAAUGUAGCAUUAACUAGUUGAAUACUCUUAUAUUUGGAUAAUGGGACAACUUUAUUCGUAGAGA